GCAGCUUUCUCAGCUCUAGUUUCUCUCCAAAACAAUAUACUCCUUAUCGACAAUCACCCCAACCAUACCUUUUCCUUUGAGAAAGAACUAAUUUAUUCCCUUUCAGAUAAUGUUUCUUUCCUUAUCAAUUUCAUGAAAAGCUACGACAAUUCUCAUGGAUCCACAAGAGAAACAGCAGAAGCUUUAGAGAUGUGAAUUGCGUGUGCAGCUCAAGUGGCAAAAGAUGUGAUCGAAGCACACAUGGUGGAUCAGAUCCGUUGUGGAAACACUCAACCAUCUCGUUUCCUGCUGGAUAUGCACAAAGCAACCCAAAAAAUGGAUUACAUGAGGAGAAAAGUAACACAAAGAAUGGAUUACAUAAGGACAAAGACAUUAAACGUGAGAGUGCGAAGUGGAAUGUUGGAGCCGCCCACACAUUCAUCAACAACAGCCCAAUCAACGCCUCUUCUCACCUCUUUAAUGGUUGGAUUUGAUGAUAUCUUACUUCAACUUCUGCAUCUGCUCACCAGAGGUCCCUUGAGUCGGCGAGUCAUCCCCACUUAAGGCAUGGGUGGAAUUGGUAAGACUACUCUUGCCUUAAAUGCAUUUCAACAUCAAUGUAUAGUGCAACACUUUGAUGUUUGCCUUUGGGCAACAAUAUUUCAAGAGUUUAGCAUUCAGAAAGUGUUGGCACAACUCGUCUUGUAUGACAGGAUCCACUAGUGGAACUGUUGAUGUGGUGCGAGAAAGGUUGUACAAGAGUUUAUUCGGGCUAAGGUAUUUGAUUGUUCUAGAUGAUAUGUGGAACCUCAAAGCCUGGGAUGAUAUGAAUGUAACAUCCUUGUUUCCGGAUACCAACAAUGGAAGUCGAGUUGUGGUGACUACUAGGCUUGCAAAUGUAGCUUAUCGCUUAGGCGAUAAUGGUAAUCGUAUUGCAAUGAGUUUUCUGGAUGAGGACAAUAGUUGGCAUCUAUUUUGUCAAAAUGCAUUUGCAAAGCAGCAAGGAUGUUGCUCUCCUGAGUUGGAGGAGACUGCAAAGAAGAUAGUUGCACGGUGCAAGGGACUUCCCCUAGCAAUUGUUGUUGUCGGAGGCCAUCUCAGGAAGUCCCCAACAGCUCUUGCGUACUGGGAAAAUGUUGCACAAUCAAUUUUGUAUUCUACAGGGAACGAUGAGCAUUGCUUGAAUGUGUUAUCUUUGAGUUAUCGAUACUUGCCUGCUCAUCUAAAGCCUUGUUUCCUACUCCUUGGAGCAUUUCCAUAAGAUGAAAAGAUUAACGCGCAGAAUGUUCUUAAACUUUGGAUCGCUGAAGGAUGUAUAGAGCAUUUUGAUAAUCACAUAUUGGAAGAGGUUGCAUUGUUUUAUUUAAUGGAUCUCUUUAUGAGAAAUCUCAUUUUAGUGGGUAGUUGGGACUAUAAGGGAGAUGUAUACGCAUUUAAAGUACAUGAUCUAGUUAGAGAAUUGUGCCUACAGACUGCCAAGAAAGAAGAGUUUUUAUCAGUGUUUGAAACUUCAGGAGGCAUAACUAGGGAGCGUCGGGUUUUAAUCAAUGGAGAGGUGAAUCGUGAAACAAUAACCUCGAAUGCCCCAGUCCGUUGUCUGAUAUGCAACGGUGGCCAUUACGGUAUAAACAAUCUGAAUGGCUUGAAACUGCUGAGAACGUUGAGUAACGUUGCUACGACAUUCAUAAGUGAGUCUAUUUUUCAACAGGUUAACUUGCGGUAUCUUAAUGUGAGUCUUGUUUAUAUCCCUCGCCGGUCUCUUUAUUAUCUUCCUUCGUCGAUAUCAUUGCUUUGGAAUCUGCAAAUAUUAACAAUUUAUGUACCAAAUAAAUCAAAAGUAAUUGCACCUUAUGGGGUUUGGGAGAUGGUACAGCUUAGGAAGAUAGAGGUCAACAUGAUUUGUCUCAUUGAUCCUCUUCCUGUGGAUAAAGCAACACGCAUGGUUAUGAGAAAUCUAUACACACUUUUCGAAGUGGAGAAUUUCAGGCUUAGUGAAGAGGUUUACAGGAGAAUUCCCAAUGUCAGAGAACUGCAUUUAUCCUAUUCAUGUGAUGAAGAAAGUUGGUAUUACUGUCCCCACAAUCUUUGCUACUUCCAUCAGCUGCAAUACCUAGCAUUGCAGUUCGAUGGCGAUUCCAAGUGGCGUGAGUUUGCUACGUGCCUCACUUUCCCAAGUUCUCUCCGGUCGCUGUGUUUAAGUGGUUGUGGUGUAGACUGGGAAGAGUUGACAAUGAUGGUUGGAUCGUUACCCCAUCUUCAAAUGCUUUCAUUGUUACCAAAUUCAGUCAUUGGAUCUGUUUGGAACCCCAUUGAGGGCAAGUUUUGUCACUUGAAAACCUUGAAUAUUUAUGGUUGUGAUUUAGUUAGUUGGAAUGCUGACAACUCCCAUUUUCCAGUCUUAGAAAGUCUUCGUCUAAGGUUGUCUAAAUUGAUUGAGUUCCCUUCAGGCAUAGGAGAAAUAGGAACGCUCAAAUAUAUUGCUUUGAGAUUUUGUAGUGCAUCUUCGACCAUUUCAGCAAUGAGAACAUUGGCGGAGCAAGAGGAGCUUGCUAAUGAAAGCCUUCGACUUGCUGUAUAUUUUCGGGGUGACGGGGAAACAAUGGAGAGGUUCAAGAAGAGGGUCUCACCAGCAGUACUAAUCUGUCACUGCAUCUCCUCAGUUCCUAAUAACAUCCAUUCAUAUGCUCCUUGCAUCUAAGGACCCGUGCUCUGCAAUCUAAAGCAAUAUUAUGGAGCAAAGGACAAUGAUGAGUGUAAAUGAAGUUGCUGGACAUGAAGGAGUUACUGUUGAGAUAUCGCCCCUUGAAGAUGACGUGACUUUGCCUGACCAACUCUCUUCCUCUCUUCCCAUAUGCUGCCGCAACGACGCCACAAUAUGUUUACAAUUUCACCCGAUUGCAUACGGUGGUCGGUGGCUUGUCCCCGGCCAGAUCUUCUGCGACCUCGGCAAAAGCCCAGGCGAUCAUUUGAUAGUGAUUUCACUCUUUGUUUGAAUGUUAGCUUAUGUUGAGAUGUAUAGAUUUUCAUGUGUAACUAUUCACCGCAUAUUCCACUAAUAUUUUC
Molecule: messenger RNA, 3042 nt
Organism: Salvia hispanica
Lineage: Eukaryota; Viridiplantae; Streptophyta; Magnoliopsida; Lamiales; Lamiaceae
Source: RefSeq, a predicted model, not a curated record